AUGGCCGAGGUGACGGAGCAGGAGACGAACAACCAGGUCGUCGAGCGGUUCUGCCGGUUCCUGCUCGACUUUAGCCCCGGUGCGAGCCCCGAGGACGCCGACGACGACGGCGGCGGGUGCGGCGGCGGCAAGCGGCCGUACGCGUCGCAGCUCGAGGGCAUGGUCGCGGCCGAGGAGGGCGCGACGGUGCGCGUGGACUUCGCGGAGCUCGAGCAGCACGACAGCGAGCUCGCCCUCGCCAUCGAGUCCGAGUUCUACCGCUUCGAGGUCUGCGCGCGCGCGGGCGCGAAGCGCGCGUACCGCGAGGUCUACGAGCGGUCCGUCGGCGCGGCGCGCGACGGGCCCGCGGGCGGCGACCCCCUCGACGCGAAGAAUCUGUUCGUCUGCUUCCGGAACCUGCACCGCGACGCGGCGAAGCUGCGGGACCUGCGGAGCGACAAGGUCGGGUCGCUCGUGCGGUGCCGCGGCGUCGUCACGCGGACGAGCGACGUGCGGCCGGAGCUGCUCGCGGGCUCCUUCCUCUGCCUCAAGUGCGGCCUCCAGGCCGACGACGUCGAGCAGCAGCUCCGCUACACGACGCCGACGAUCUGCCGCAACCCGCAGUGCAACAACGCGUCCGCCGCCGCGUGGCAGCUCCAGAUGGAGCGGAGCCGCUUCGCGGACUGGCAGCGCGUGCGGCUCCAGGAGGCGCCCGACGAGAUCCCCGCCGGGUCCUUACCCCGGUCCAUGGACGUGCUCGUGCGCGACGAGAUGGUCGAGCAGGUCAAGGCCGGCGACAAGAUCGUCGCGACGGGGUGCCUCGCGGUCAUGCCCGACACGGGCGGCCUCGCGCGCGCGGGCGAGGCCACGGUGAGUAGCCGCACGGGCCAGGACGGCAUGGCCCAGGGCGUGACGGGCACGAAGCAGGCCGGCUCCCGCGAGAUGACCUACCGGCUGCUCUUCAUGGGCAGCUCCAUCGAGCGGUCCGACGACGUCGGCGGCGACGCGGCGCUGCGCGAGGACGAGGAGGACGAGGCGCUGCGCGCGCUGGAGACGGCGGGGGGCGUCACGGACGACCCGGACCGCAUCAUGACGCCCCGCGACGCCCGGGACCAGGUCGUCGCGCGGCGCAUGCGCCAGCACCCGCGCGUCUACGACGCCUUGGCCGAGUCCGUCGCGCCCGCGGUCUACGGCCACAAGGACAUCAAGCACGGCGUGCUGCUUCAAUUGGUCGGCGGCGUCCACAAGCGCACGCACGAGGGCAUCAAGCUCCGCGGCGACGUCAACGUCUGUAUCGUCGGCGACCCGUCGACGGCGAAGUCGCAGUUCCUGAAAUACGUGCACUCGUUCCUCUCGCGGUCCGUCUACACGUCCGGUAAAGCGGCGUCCGCGGCGGGCCUGACGGCGUCCAUCGCCCGCGACGGCGAGACGGGCGAGUUCUGCGUCGAGGCGGGCGCGCUCAUGCUCGCGGACAACGGCGUCUGCUGCAUCGACGAGUUCGACAAGAUGGACAGCGCGGACCAGGUCGCCAUCCACGAGGCCAUGGAGCAGCAGACCAUCUCCAUCACCAAGGCGGGCAUCCAGGCGAACCUGAACGCGCGGACGUCGAUCCUCGCGGCCGCGAACCCGAAGCACGGCCGCUACGACAAGUCGAAGACGCUGAAGGCGAACGUCGACAUGACCGCGCCCAUCAUGAGCCGCUUCGACCUCUUCUUCAUCGUCGUCGACGACUGCGACGAGCUCACGGACCGGGCCGUCGCGACGCACAUCGUCGACGUGCACCGCGGCGAGCGGAAAGCCUUGGACGCGCCGUUCACGCUCGACGAGCUCCGGGCCUACGUCCGCGUGGCCAAGAAGCUCACGCCGGAGAUCGGCGACGCGGCGCACACGACCCUCGUCAAGUGCUACCGCCAGCUGCGGCAGAACGACUGCGUCGGCCGCAACAAGACCGCGUACCGCGUCACCGUGCGCCAGCUCGAGUCGCUCGUCCGGCUCUCCGAGGCGCACGCGCGCAUCCGCAUGAGCGACACGGUGGAGCCCGACGACGUCAGGGAGGCCUUCCGCCUGCUCAAGAAGUCGAUCAUCAGCGUCGAGUCCGAGGCCGUCGUCCUCGACGAUUUGGACGACGACGACGAC
This is a messenger RNA of Aureococcus anophagefferens, 2115 nucleotides long. RefSeq lists its product as hypothetical. The annotation marks the transcript as partial. The transcript is spliced from 2 exons. Gene Ontology annotation, molecular function: ATP binding; single-stranded DNA binding; single-stranded 3'-5' DNA helicase activity. Lineage: Eukaryota; Pelagophyceae; Pelagomonadales; Pelagomonadaceae. Gene Ontology annotation, cellular component: MCM complex; nucleus. Gene Ontology annotation, biological process: DNA replication initiation; mitotic DNA replication; double-strand break repair via break-induced replication. The record is from RefSeq and is a predicted model, not a curated record.